Molecule: messenger RNA, 1695 nt
Organism: Rhododendron vialii
Lineage: Eukaryota; Viridiplantae; Streptophyta; Magnoliopsida; Ericales; Ericaceae
Exons: 4
Coding region: 1-1695 (564 amino acids)
Source: RefSeq, a predicted model, not a curated record
AUGGCGUUGGGAUUGCCAAGGUUUGCAGUGAUCCAAUCACAUGAACCCCCCAAAAACUACUUGCGCUACAUGCGUGAGGAUGGGGGGUCACAUGGAACUCUCCAAUUCAGUGGAGAGGAGAUCGUGAGCCCAUAUUCAAAGUUCGAAAUUGAGAGGGCAAAGACUACUGCUGCGGCAGGGAAUGACAAUGGAUUUGUUCACAUAAGAUGCUGUUACAAUAACAAAUACUGGGUGGCUAACUCAAGCUCUGACCCCAGCAUUAUUGCAGGGGCCGAUGAACCUAACGAAAACCAAUCCCAAUGGUCAUGUACGUUGUUCGAGCCUAUUCGGCGGCAGCUGCAUAGAGAUUUGUUCCAGAAUAUUCAGAUGGAUGAUGAAGAAGAAGAAGGUAGUACUAAUACUACUGUUAUAUUUCGCCAUGUUCAGCUCAGGGACAAUUUGGUCUACCCGGUGGGCAGCGGCGGCCAGAUCAGGGCCUGCCUGAUAGCACAAUUAAAAUUGCUUUCCAAUUCGUGUGCUGUUGUCCAUAUCAUCGAUUGGGAAUCACUGUUCAUGUUGACCAAACACAUCGCGCUCAAGGGGGACAACGGCCGGUACCUCAGUGCCCGCUGGAUCGAGGGACACCAGUAUCUGCAGUUCGCUUCCUGUGACAAUGGAGACCCUACGGUUGGGAACCAGGUGUUCGUCAAUAAAGAUGGAAGCGUCCGCAUCAAGAAUGAUCACUUUGGCAAGUUCUGGAGGCGCAGCCCUAAUUGGAUCUGGGCUGAUUCAAAUGACACCACCACCACCAACUUGGACACGUUGUUCUACCCCGUAAAAGUUGGUGACAACGUCAUCGCUCUCCGCAAUUUGGGUAACAACAAGUUCUGCAAGAGGCUCACCACCGAGGGCAAGACGGAUUGUCUCAAUGCUGGAGUAGACACGAUUUCCAAGGAGGCACGCUUGGUAGUUGAAGAGCUUGUUGCCUCAAGGGAAAUUUACGAUGUCAAUUUUCACCUCUUGGAUGCGAGAAUCUACAACCAGAGCAUCGUUACAAUGGUAACUAAAACUGCCACUAACGAUACACAAGAAUCCAACACUGCAACACUGAAGUUCUUGCGUAAUGAGACUAAGAGCAGUACUUGGAACGGUAGCGUUUCGUUCAAGUUAGGCGUGAAAACAGAGAUCCAAACGGGCAUUCCAUUCAUAGUAGAAGGAAAGGUGGAAGUUUCAGCUGAGUUUACGGGAAGUUACCAGUGGGGUGAAACUGUGUCCACAGAGAACCAAGUGGAGACUGAGUACACAAUUUCAGUGCCGCCAAGGAGCAAGGUCACGGUAAGUCUCCUAGCGACACAGGGUUCAUGCGACGUUCCAUACUCUUAUACUCAGCAUGACACGCUUAUGAACGGCGGGCAAGUUAUCCACAACUUCGACGAUGGCGUUUACACUGUAUCUCUGUCGGAAAGAAAGAAAUCCAGUGAAGUAUUGUCGUUGUUGAGUCAAUUAGUUUCAUCUUUAAGUACUUCUGAAAACAAUGUGGCUAGCGAGACUGCACUGCAGCAUAGUGGAGUUCAUGCAUUUGGGGAAAAUGUCUCCUUUUCUAUCUACGUGGUGCCUUCUCUUUGGUCGGAACCCGUCUUGGCCGCACACGCAAUUCUGAAGCUACUUUUCUUAACCAAGGAAAACAAAAAUGAUGGAGAGGAAGUUGGUAUCUAG